Aureococcus anophagefferens is the source of this 393-nucleotide messenger RNA. RefSeq lists its product as hypothetical. The record is from RefSeq and is a predicted model, not a curated record. The transcript has a single exon. NCBI's taxonomy places the organism in Eukaryota, Pelagophyceae, Pelagomonadales, Pelagomonadaceae. The annotation marks the transcript as partial.
CUGCCGGAGACGCUGUCGAAGCUCGUCGCGGCCAUGGCGGGCCUGCCCGACGACAAGUACCGCUACAAGCAGCUCCUCUUCUGGGCGGCCGAGGCGCCGGACCUCGCCGCGGGCGACAAGGUCGACGCGAACAAAGUGCCCGGCUGCCUGUCGACGGUGCACGUCACCGCGGCGCUCGACGGCGACGGCCGCGUCGUCCUCGCGGGCGACAGCGACGCCCAGCUCACCAAGGGCCUCGUGGUGCUGCUCGUCAAGGGCCUGAGCGGCGCGACGGUCGAGGAGAUCUGCGCCGUCGACCCGGCGUUCAUCCGGGACGCGGGCAUCGCCGCGUCCCUGACGCCGGGCCGCAACAACGGCUUCGUCAACAUGCUCAACGUCAUCAAGGCCAAGGCC